Molecule: messenger RNA, 450 nt
Organism: Sebastes umbrosus (honeycomb rockfish)
Lineage: Eukaryota; Metazoa; Chordata; Actinopteri; Perciformes; Sebastidae
Product: histone H2A-like
Exons: 1
Coding region: 24-410 (128 amino acids)
Cellular component (GO): nucleosome
Molecular function (GO): structural constituent of chromatin; DNA binding; protein heterodimerization activity
Source: RefSeq, a predicted model, not a curated record
UCCACUACUGAAAACAUCUCACGAUGAGCGGAAGAGGCAAAACCGGCGGAAAGACCAGAGCUAAGGCAAAGACCCGCUCUUCCCGUGCUGGGCUCCAGUUCCCAGUCGGUCGUGUUCACAGGCAUCUGCGUAAAGGAAACUAUGCGCAGCGUGUGGGUGCCGGCGCCCCCGUCUACCUGGCGGCUGUGCUGGAGUACCUGACCGCUGAGAUCCUGGAGUUGGCUGGAAACGCUGCCCGCGACAACAAGAAGACCCGUAUCAUCCCCCGUCACCUGCAGCUGGCUGUCCGCAACGACGAGGAGCUCAACAAGCUGCUGGGCGGAGUGACCAUCGCUCAGGGCGGCGUGCUGCCCAACAUCCAGGCUGUUCUGCUGCCCAAGAAGACCGAGAAGGCCGCCAAGUCCAAGUAAAGCUGGAGACUCGCUGACUGCUGGAAACCAGCCCCCAAAA